Molecule: messenger RNA, 1765 nt
Organism: Durusdinium trenchii
Lineage: Eukaryota; Dinophyceae; Suessiales; Symbiodiniaceae
Source: the annotation of a GenBank genome assembly
CUUCAACCUCUUCUUUUCUCCAUACCUGCCUAUGACGCUAUGACAAACUCAGACAGUAAAAAGAUUUGCUACUAUGAAUUAUUGGGUGUGGACAGGAAGUGCGAUGCGGCUGAGAUCAAAGCGACAUAUCGGAAGCUUGCAUUGCGCAUGCACCCGGAUAAAGCACACCAAAAUGGGAUGUGUCCAGAGGAAGCCACCAAGCGAUUCCAGCAGAUCCAGGAGGCCUAUUCUGUUCUUUCGGAUGUGCAGGAAAGAGCUUGGUAUGAUGCUCAUCGAGAGCAAAUACUAAGAGGUGAUGAUGGGCCCGGCGAGGACCCUUUCAAAACUAAAAUCAACCUCUACAAGUACUUUAGUGUAUCCUGCUUCGAUGGAUUUGGAGAUGAUCCUUCCGGGUUCUUUGCGGUUUACCGUGAGCUCUUUGAGGCAAUUGAUGCUGAAGAAGAGCAGUGGGAGGAUGCUGAUGAAGAUCAUGUUGCAAUGCCACCGUUUGGGGGACCAGAUGCAGAUUGGGCAGACGUGUCAGCCUUCUACAGGCAUUGGCUUGAGUUCUGCUCCAGAAAGGCAUUUGGGCAUGCGGAUCAGUGGAAUCCGAAGGAGGCUCAGAAUCGUCAAGUUCGAAGAGCCAUGGAGCAGGAAAAUAAAAAAGCCAGACAGGCUGCAAAAAAGGAAUUCAAUGCAGAAGUCCGCCAACUUGUCAAGUUUGUUCAAAAGCGGGACCCUCGAGUUCUCGCACGCCAGAAGCAGCAGAUGAAGGAAAAUAUCGAGAAGAACCAGAGGGAUCGAGCGCAAAAGGAAAAGCAAAAAGCUGAUCAGGUGAAGGAGAGGGAAGAGCGCAAAGUUGCUGCCAGGCAAGCCGAAGAGGAAAGAUGGGCAGAAACGAAAGCACGAAAGGAGGAGCAAAGAGCUCGUGGGGAAGUUGUGAGUGAGGAAGAAGAUGACAGUGAGGACAGAGACACCGACGCAAGACUUGUCCUAGCAGUGGCCGUGGAAUACUGUUGUGAACCUUGUCGCAAGACGUUCAAAUCCGAGAAGGCCUUUGACCAACACGCGAAAAGCAAGAAGCAUUUACAGGUUGUUGCCAAGUUUCGGAAGGAGUUAGACGAAGAGAUGGAGGAAGAAGCAAAGAACGAGGAUCGAUCAGAGGAAAGUGAAGACAGUCUAGGUCAUGCGGAACAGUUCAAACCUGUUGAGAAGGCUUCAGAAGGGCGAAAAGAACCAACACCUGAGGCAAAGACUGAGGAGGACAACUCAUCAAAUGAGAGCAACAGUGAAAGUGAUGAGGAUGACUUUUUGCUUCGCUUUGCAGCUCAAAAGAGCAAAAGCGCUGGACGAGGCUAUCCUGCAGCUUCCCCUCCAGCUACAGAGGAAGAUCGAGGUGGUGAUGGUACAGAUGGCGAAGAUGGUGAAGAUGCGGAUGCGAGGGAAGAAGAGCCCGUCAAUGACGUUCGUAGUCGUAGGGCGCAGAAGAGGCAGCAGCAAACGGCUGCAGCUUCACAGCGUAGACAGGAGCGAGAGAAUGUGCAAGACCUUGUCAACGGUGUCAAAAAGGCACAGAGGGCAAGCAAGCAGGAGGCGAAAGCCACUGAUUUGACUGGACCAAUCCCAGAGGGCAACUCUUGCGGUGUCUGCAAAGAGGACUUCCCCAGCCGGUCGGCUCUUUUCAAACACAUCAAGGCCAGUGGUCACGCAUUGCUGAAGCCGGCGGAACCCGUUGCCAAAGGUCGCAAGUCGAAGAGAUAGUCGGUCUGGAACUUCUUAUUCCCCG